UGCCGGGGACUACUAGUAGCCCCCCGUCGACUACCUUGUCAAGAAUGCUAUCUUGUCGCAGAGGACUCGAUCUUCCCCGCGAUCGCCUCGUUCCUUCUCCUUCGUUCUCUAAGCACUACGACCGCCGAUCGUCGGCUGUUGGCGAUGGCGUCGACGGCGCUACCGUUCUGUUCAAGUAUGAGGAGGAGGAUGACAGCAGGUGGUUGUCGUCGACGUCGAGACUCUCUACGACGCCUUCGUCACGCCAUCUGGCUUCCUCCUCUCAUUCCUGCUUGUCGGGUAGGAACCACCCCUCUUCUUCUGUGGCGCCGCCCUGCUCACCAUCUUCAUCUUCUCCAUCGCCGUCUUCUUCAGAUUGCUCUUCGCCAUCCUCUUCGUCCUUGGGGACCAUGCUCGUAGUUGGCGACGCGCGCAGUGGUAAGAGGUCGCUCGUCGAAGCUCUUUCUUCGUCGUUCGCAUCUGCUUGUUCAUCUUCUGCCUUGCCGACCUCUCUGCCGUGGACCUCCUCCUCCUCCUCCUCCUCCUCCUCGUUCUCCUCGGCCUGCCGCACGCCAAUGAAACUGCCGUUCUCGUCCUGUGGCAGAUCUACGGUCGUCGAUCGGAGCUCGACGAGAGGUCAUGAUCACCUCCCUCGAUCUGCCUCCUCCCCCUCCUCUGGUCCGACAUCGCUCUCCCCCUGCUCGUCUUCGCGCUUCGCUUCUUCGGGACCCUUAGAGUUCCACUGCAUUUCAGUCUCCUCCGCCAUUCAGAAUCAGCACUGCAAGACAAAUCAUUCGAAUCUGGCGGCGACGGCAGUCCGAGCGUCGGCGGCGCCCGUUCCCGCCGGUGGCUCUUCGGUGCGCCACAGGCCGUCCACCCAUUCCCUCUCUUCUGGUGUUGCUGCCGCUGCUGCCGCUGCUCCGAAGGAUAGCCAGCGCGGGCAAAGUGAUGACUGCGCGUGCUUUUUGAGCGUGUGGAAUGUGAGGGAUAGAUCGCUGCUCAAGCUAGCCGUGAAUCCGGCGGCUAUGGCGUCGACGGUCGCGGUCAUCGUCGUGGAUCUGUCGAGGCCAUGGGAAGCGUUGACGUCAUUAGAAAAGCACGCGGAGGCGCUGCGCGAGACGGCUUCGUCCGCCGCCAGGACCGUUCGCGAGAUGGCUGCGGGAUCAAGAAGAAGCGCAGGGGUGGGACUUGUAGGAUUACCGGCGGGAGGCGGCUCCGUCUGCCGUCAAGGAGUAGGGGCGUUGGGAUCUGGAGGAUCAGCAGGAGGCGGGGGGGGGGAGGAAAUAUUGGCGGGAAGUUCAUCGAAGUUAAAAAUAGGAAGAUUCAGCUCGUUUGACUUGCCCUCCGACGUGGGCGUCGGGACUAGGAGAUCGCUCUCCGCCGAUCUGAGUUCUCUGUAUGGAGGCGCGUACCGCCAACUGGAUCGUAGCGCACUGGGUUCGGGGGUUGCUCUCCUUGAAGGAGGGGUAGGCGGCAGAGGAGGCGGAGGAGAGGGGAGGAGGCGGGAAGAUUCACGGAUGUUGUUGUCGAAGAAAGUGCACGGCAUCAACAGGUCCCCGACAUGCUCCCCGGCCAAGGGUGGUGUGCGAAGGGUGAAUAGUUUGGGCGGGUUGUGCCGAUUCUCGACCGCCAGUGCGGCUGCGGACGGCGAUAUUCGAAUGGGGGGAAGGGAGGGAGGGCAGUGGCUGCGGGGGGAAGCAAGUGGAAAAGACGAUGGCCGUUGGGGAAGAGGAGGGGGAGGCGCAGGCGAGGGCCGCGAGGAAGAAUGCAGCAUCAAGGCGAUCGCUACAGCGACGAGGAGCAGAGGUGAUGACGGCGGCGAUGAGCGGCCACUCAGUGCGGGAGCAAGCGCAUGCGGUGAUGCAAAGAUGCAGAUGGUGGUCGUCGGGACCAAGGCCGAUCUUCUAACGGCGACGGCUCUUCAUGGUGAAGGCGAUCACGCGGCUUUGCAGAGACGACUGCUAAAAGCGUGCCAAAGCAUCGGGGCUGGGCUUGUCUACACAUCAAUGAAAAGCGGUCUCAACAUUUCCAAGCUUCGGGACCAAGUCCUUCAGAUUCUUGGCCGCCAAUCGAGUUCAUCUCUUGAGGCGUCACUAUCAGGACCAGAAUGUUUUUUGCCGGUUGGUUGGAAAUGCGAGAAGGAUGGGAAUGUUCCGUGGUCGUCAGGUGAAGAAACGCCAGGACAGCAGUCUAUGAGCUCCAUGGGUUCACAUGGAGAGAGUGAAGUUUCUGUGGGGGACAGCUCUGUAAGUGCAUCUGGAUCAAUUGUGUACAAAUCCUUGUCUUCAUCGUCAUUGUCGAGUAGCGUGUGCUCAGAGAGGGCAAAGAAAGACUCCAGCUGUGCUGAUGGUGCUGAAUUACCAUUUGCUAAGGAGUCGAUGGGCGGAGGAGCAGUCGAGGUCGAGGUGGAUGCACCCGCUGACAGGGAUAGCAUGGUUAGUGGCAGUCUGAGCACAUCGAGUGGAUCGUUUGAUUCGGCUGAUGAAGUCCGGCGACUGCACAAUGAGGAUGUCUUUGAGGAUCUAAGUCACCGUGCAGCCCCCGGAAGGCACACACUUGACCGCGAUAGCCUUCGGACUCUGGGUCGAAGUAAUUAUGACUUUGGGAAAGGUACGAAUGGUUACCUUGAGGAUGAACAGGUCUUCCUGGCACGGCAUAGAGUCCGUCUUCAGUGCUUGAUGGAGGAUCGUAAAUGGGCAAACAGGAGGGAGGGUGUGGUGGCAAGCCCGUGUGUGUGGAAGGAAGAGACACAGAAGCCAUCCGGUCGGAGAGAGGUGUUUGGUUCUAGGAAACUUUGCUAGUUUUCUUGCAAUGUUGGUUCGGGGAUUGUUGAUGCAAGCAACUUGCUGUUGUUGCCAAUCCCUACUCCCCUCCCCUUGUGCACCGCUCUUCUGCUUUCUUUGAUCCAUCGAUCUUUUUUCCUUUUCUCUUUUUGUUGUUGGUCUCUCUAAGCUGACUACCCUCCCGUCACUUGCAAUCUGUCGGUCCUCGUCCAGUGCAUGCAUGUCAUCCUUCCCUGCAGUCUGCUUGCUGACCUGGGUUCGCUGUGUGGUUGGUUUAUGUCAAUCUUUGUCCCUUCACCACUUCAACUCUUCCCACCAUGACAAGGCAACCAGAAAUCGUUUGUCGCUGAAAACCUGGCGUGCCUUUUCUUGAUACUCAUUCUGCUAAAUCCUGUCGAUUAUCACUCUUUCCUGUUCUGGCAUGUCCUUGUUUCCCUAUCUGGUGUGCCAGCAGGACUCAAGGUGCCUGUUAUGCCCAGCGUAGACUUUGGCCGACAUUGUGCCCUUCUUUUUGAGGACUCCUGUGCUACGAGUCUGAAGAACGGUAAGAAAAAGAACAAUGCGCUUUUUUUUUUUGCAACAGGUGCCGAUGUCCAACCACAUUUCUCUGCUGCUGCAUUUUCAUGCCUGUCUUGAAGCUUUUUACGGAGAUGAGCAGUCGUAGGGGCCGUGACCGCUGUUGUUGUUUUCCGAGUUUUUGACUCCUGUUUUCCGUACACAUCUGGGUCCUUGUGAAGGGCGGAUGGUCCGCAUCUCGUCUACCAACCCUGCUGUUCCUGGUCCUUCCUCGCAUGUCACCUAAUCUGAUUUGACAAUACUCGAUGUGAUAUGUAGUGUAGCUCUUAUACCAUGGAGUACGCAGCGAAAAGCUGCAUGGGCGGCUUGCGGCUCCCGUCUUCUUUCUGUCUGUGAGGACAACUAAUUCAGUCCGCAUUCGAUGUUAUUCGGUCCAGAGGGGGAGGGAGAAAAGCUUAUAAGAGCGUUCCGCAUGCAUCUGUUAAUAAAACCUUCUAAAAUUUCCAGAAUUUGGUGAGAUCGUUUCGUUUCGUUUGGUAAAAAGUAUCGGCACGUCUUUCUUUCUGCACGCUAAGGUCGAUGUCUCUUAUAGCUGUUGCGCAGCUCCGAACUACGUCUUCACGCCCCCGUGUGAAGGAAGUCUAAGACCGUAAAGUUCGACACUAAGGUCGAUGUCUCUUAUAGCUGUUGCGCAGCUCCGAACUACUUCUUCACGCCCCCGCGUCAUUUUACUUGCAGCUAUGCUCGGGGACCGCGUUGCAAGGUUCUAGCUUCUCACUUGCAUAGUGCUCUACUCGUCAUCCCAUCCAAAUGCUUCUUGAGCCUUGAGUGGCAAUCAGUUUGCGGUAGAGCUGAUAUCAUUACUUCUGGUAUAUUUGUGGUCAUCUUCGUAGAUUCUUCAAGCUUUUUUGUUUUGUUGAGGAAUCUCAGAUGAAGUGGCAUUGAGCAGUCGGUGCACACCCGGUGCGCGUAGUCGUCAUUGAUCUCUUUGCAUCAUUUUUAUCGUGGAGACAACUUCAAGUGCUGAGACGAUGCCUUGCGAUUUGUGGUUGGUGUGACGACGUGACUUAGCCGUGUGUGUGACGUGAAUUAGCAGUGUCUGUGAAUAUAGGUUGAAAAUGUGGAAAGCAGGUGCGCUGUGAGGUGGAGGACUGAAGGUGGAUUCAUUCAUCGGCUAUUGUCGUGAUCCUGGAGUGUCGUGGAUGACAGCGGGGGCUCUGCGAUUACGAAAGGGCGGACAUAGUUUCACUCAGGAACAGGCUUAUUACUGUUCCACGAACAAAAUAAGACUCCCAUC
This is a messenger RNA of Chara braunii, 4575 nucleotides long. NCBI's taxonomy places the organism in Eukaryota, Viridiplantae, Streptophyta, Charophyceae, Charales, Characeae. The record is from the annotation of a GenBank genome assembly.